Molecule: messenger RNA, 450 nt
Organism: Cinara cedri
Lineage: Eukaryota; Metazoa; Arthropoda; Insecta; Hemiptera; Aphididae
Source: the annotation of a GenBank genome assembly
AUGCAUCUUGACUCUUGUUUAAACUGGAAACAUCAUGUCCGUCAGAAAAAAAUGCAUAUUAAAGAAAAAAUGCGAGAGCUCUAUUGGUUAGUUGGACCCCAUUCUGAGUUAACUAUAGAAAACAAACGUCUACUAUAUGUAGCUAUUAUAAAACCAAUUUGGACCCAUGGCAUUCAACUGUGGGGUUGUGCUAGUAAGUCUAACAUUGAUACAAUACAACGUUGCCAAAACAUCGCUCUUCGGACUAUCACUGCAGCCUACCGGUUUGAAAGAAACGAUGCCAUUCACCGCGAUAUGAUGCUGCAUACAAUAGCAGAAGAAAUCCAAAAGUUUGCUCGUAAACACGAGAGGAGAUUAGAGGACCAUAUCAACCCAAUGUCCAUCGAACUGUUAGACAACUCCAAAGACAUUAAACGCCUUAAACGUCUGAAACCAUACGACUUAGUUUAA